Molecule: messenger RNA, 7230 nt
Organism: Phycodurus eques (leafy seadragon)
Lineage: Eukaryota; Metazoa; Chordata; Actinopteri; Syngnathiformes; Syngnathidae
Product: ATP-dependent translocase ABCB1-like
Exons: 28
Coding region: 52-3915 (1287 amino acids)
Biological process (GO): transmembrane transport
Cellular component (GO): membrane
Molecular function (GO): ATP binding; ABC-type transporter activity; ATP hydrolysis activity
Source: RefSeq, a predicted model, not a curated record
GCGCAUCAUAACGGAGGGCAGAGCUGGCUCCGGUUGGAACACUGCUGCGCAAUGCAGACCCCAGACAUGGAUGAAACAGACAAGUUGCGAAACAACCUCCCCGACCACAACACAAAUGUUUAUUUAAGUGAGUACAAUACAUCAGGAAGCACAAAGAAGAAGGAAAAAGAGAGAAAAAAUGUCACAGUUGGCCCCAUUGAACUGUUCAGGUUUGCAGAUGGCUUGGACCUUUUACUAAUCUUCCUCGGGACAGUGAUGUCGGUGGCCCAUGGGCUGGUGUUCCCCCUCAUGUGUGUUGUCUUUGGUCAUAUGGCAGACAGAUUUAUACAGUACUCAGCAAUGUCCAAAAACAAUACCCGCCACCUUUUUUUCACCAACAGCACCUUACAGGAUGACAUGGCCAGCUUUUCUAUUUACUUCGCCAUCACAGGGGUCUUGGUGCUGGUGGCCGCCUACAUGCAGGUUGCUUUUUUUACACUCGCUGCUGUACGGCAGGUCACACGCAUCCGCAAGUGUUUUUUCCACAGUAUCAUGCGACAGGACAUCGGCUGGUUUGAUGUCAAUGACACAGGAACACUCAACACUCGCCUUGUUGACAGUGACGUCUAUAAAAUACAAGAGGGUAUUGGAGACAAAAUGGGGAUGUUGGUCCAGUCGCUUUCCACCUUCAUUGCAUCUUUGGUUGUUGGCUUAAGCAUAGGAUGGAAGCUCGCUCUGGUCAUCCUGGCCGUCUGCCCCUUGCUGGGCCUAUCAGCUGCCAUUUUCAGUAAGGUGGUGACAUCAUUCACCGCUAAAGAACAGACUGCUUAUGCCAAAGCCGGCGCUGUGGCAGAGGAGGUGCUUUCUGCCAUCAGGACUGUUUUUGCCUUCAGUGGUCAGCAGAGAGAGAUCCAAAGGUAUCAUAAGAACCUGGAGGAGGCUAAGAACAUGGGAAUAAAGAAGGCGAUAAGUUCGAACACCGCUAUGGGUUUCACCUUCAUGAUGAUCUUCUUGUCUUAUGCUCUGGCCUUCUGGUAUGGGAGUACGCUCGUUCGGAGUAAGGAGUACACUACUGGAACUGUACUCACAGUUUUAUUUGCUUUGAUUUUUGGAGCAAUUGCACUUGGCCAGACCUCACCAAACAUCCAGUCCUUUUCCAGUGCCCUAGGAGCUGCACACCAAGUGUACCGCAUCAUUGACACUAAACCCAGUAUCGACAGCUACUCAGAGAGCGGCUUCAAGCCUGAUGUCAUCACAGGAAACAUAGAGCUCAAGAAGAUCCACUUUAAGUACCCCUCAAGGCCAGAGGUCAAAGUAUUAAACAACAUGUCCCUAAGGAUUAAGAGUGGACAGACCAUCGCUUUAGUGGGAAGCAGUGGCUGCGGUAAAAGCACCACCAUUCAGCUGUUGCAGAGGUUCUACGAUCCUCAGGAGGGAUCUGUAUCUAUUGAUGAUCAUGACAUACGUUCGCUCAAUAUCGGCCACCUGCGAAAGAUGAUUGGCGUGGUGAGUCAAGAGCCCGUCCUUUUUGCCACCACCAUAUCUGAGAACAUCCGAUACGGCCGAACUGACGUGACGCAGCAGGAAAUAGAGCAAGCUGCCAAGGAGGCCCAUGCUUACGACUUCAUCAUGAACUUUCCUGAAAAGUUUGAGACGCUGGUCGGUGACCGAGGGUCUCAGAUGAGUGGAGGUCAGAAGCAGAGAAUUGCAAUUGCCCGGGCACUAGUCCGUAACCCCAAAAUCCUUCUGCUGGAUGAAGCAACAUCUGCGCUUGAUGCUGAAAGUGAAACUUUUGUGCAGGCUGCACUUGAUGAGGUCAGACUGGGUCGUACCACCGUAAUUGUGGCCCAUCGCCUCUCAACUAUCAGAAACGCUGAUAUCAUCGCUGGCUUCCAAAAUGGAGAAGUUGUGGAGUUGGGCACUCAUAGCCAAUUGAUAGAAAAACAGGGUGUGUAUCAUACCCUUGUCACCAUGCAGACCUUCCAGAAAGCCGAGGAGCAGUGGAAUAGUGAGCAGAAUGAAAAGAGCCGAAUAGCCAAAACAUUUAAUGAUUCUUCCUUCAGAAGGAGUAAGUCUACAAAAGGUUCUUUCUCUGCUCAUUUGGAGGGAAACCAAAAAGAGAGAGAAACAUUGAUUGAUGCCAAAGACAAGACGGAGGAGGAUGAAAAUGUUCCCCCCGUGUCAUUACUCAAAAUUAUGCAUUUCAACCUUCCUGAGUGGCCAUACAUUUUGACGGGGAUCAUCUUUGCUGCCAUCAAUGGAUUAUUACAUCCCCUGUUCGCAGUCAUCCUCUCAAAGUUCAUUGCUGUGAUGGCUGAGGCUGAUGAAGAGAUUAUCAGAAAAGAAACAGAAUUCCUUUGCAUGAUGUUUGCAACGAUUGGAAUUGUAAUCUUUUUCACCAUGUUUCUCCAGGGUUACUGUUUUGGAAAAUCUGGAGAGAUCCUGACGUUGAAACUGAGACUGGCAGCUUUCAAGGCUUUGAUGCGGCAGGAUCUCGCCUGGUUUGAUGACCAUAAAAACAGCGUAGGAAUGCUCACAACAAGGCUGGCUUCAGAUGCUGCUCAAGUGCAAGGGGUAACGGGACUACGCCUGGCUACCCUGGUGCAGAAUAUUACCAAUUUAGGCACUGGUGUGAUUCUUGCCUUUGUGAAUGGCUGGGAGCUGACCCUGCUCGUACUGGUCUUGGUACCAAUCCUUGCAGUGGCUGGAACUGUGGAGAUGGAAUUGCUAUCUGGGCAAGCUGCCAAGGACAAGAAGGAGUUGGAGAAGGCUGGACAGAUUGUUACAGAAGCCAUCGAAAAUAUCCGUACAGUUGCAUCUCUGACCAGGGAACUCAAGUUUGAGUCUUUGUAUCACAAUAACCUGGAAGUUCCCUACAGAAAUGCCCAGAAAAAGGCCCAUGUGCAGGGUUUUGCCUUCUCUUUCUCCCAAGCCAUGAUCUACUUUACUUAUGCCAUAUGUUUCUGGUUUGGAGCUUGGCUUGUUGAGCAAGGACGAAUGGAUGUUGAGGGAGUAUUUCUGGUGGUUAUGGCAAUUCUGUAUGGUUCUAUGGCUGUUGGAGAAGCCAAUUCCUUCACUCCAAACUAUGCAAACGCGAAAAUGUCAGCUGCUCACAUCAUGAUGCUUCUGAACGCACAGCCUGCUAUUGACAAUCUCUCACAUGAAGGCCAGUCAUUGGACCAAUUUGAUGGUCAUGUGUACUUUGAGGGAGUUGAGUUUAACUACCCCUCAUGCCCUGAUGUACCCGUUCUACGAGGGCUGAAUCUGAAGGUGAGCAAAGGAGAGACACUGGCCCUAGUAGGAAGCAGCGGCUGUGGAAAAAGCACCACCAUCCAGCUUCUGGAGAGGUUCUAUGACACCACACAAGGGAACGUGAUGAUUGAUUCCAAGAAUGUGAAAGAGCUGAACAUCUGCUGGCUGAGGUCUCAGAUUGGUAUUGUGUCCCAGGAGCCUGUGCUCUUUGACUGCAGCUUGGCCAAAAACAUCGCCUAUGGAGACAACAGUCGUACUGUAACUAUAGAGGAGAUUAAGGCAGCUGCUGAAGCGGCCAACAUUCACAGCUUUAUAGAACAUUUGCCAAAGAAGUACGACACUCUGGCAGGCGAUAAGGGGACCCAGCUGUCUGGUGGUCAGAAACAACGAAUAGCCAUAGCCCGAGCCAUCCUUCGUAACCCCAAACUGUUGCUUCUGGAUGAGGCCACGUCUGCACUCGACACUGAGAGUGAGAAGUUGGUGCAGGAGGCGUUGGACAAAGCUAGGCAGGGCAGGACGUGUAUCGUUGUAGCGCACCGUCUGUCCACCAUCCAAAACGCAGACCGCAUCGCUGUGUUUCAGGGAGGGGUGGUGGUUGAACAAGGGACGCACCAGCAGCUGCUAGCCAAAAAGGGAGUCUAUCACAUGCUGGUCACUAAACAGUUGGGCUGUGGUAGUGAAUGAGAAGACUCUUUUAUUGAGUUAUUUUCACAGGUCACCAUUUUCAAUGAAGAGUGGCUGUUUGUUUGUUUGUUUGAACGCACGCGACUGUUGGUGUGUUGACUCGAAGACACCCAAACACAGACGUGCAAGAAGGAAAUUUCAGUUCAGUUUGUCUAAAUAUAUAGGUCAGUGUUUCCCAACCUUUAUUUAGCCAAGGCACAUGAUACCAUCACCAAACAAAAUUGUCACAAAAGCAUAAAUACUGAAAUAAUGACAAUAUUGCCUUAAUUUACGCACAAAUUUACUGAGUGUGAAAUCUGCGCCUGUUAGUUUAGUGUUGUUUUUGGCAACCAUUGUCAUUUUAGUCUUUUGGACAAAAUUUCUUAUUAGUUUUAGUCACAUUUUAGUCAUUUCUAUAAAAAAUAGUUUUAGUCGAUGAAAAAUCAAAAAAUGUUUUAGUCUAGUUUUUAGGAAAAAUGUUUCAAGUUCAAUAAAUGUUUACAAAAUACCAUGCUAAGAAAAUAGAAUAGCCUUAACUAUCAAACAAGCAAAAUAAAAAUAUGUUUUAAUAGUGUAUUAACCACAUGACUGGCACUCACCCUGCACUUAAGCUUUUUGAUCUUUCUUUCUGAGCUAUGGACGGAAUUAUAAUGUAGCUGAACUGUGGCUGUUGUUGGUUGUGUGAGAUAUAUUAUCAGAGAGACAUUAUUUGUAGGAAAUAAUAAUUUCAGACCAAUUAAGUGAAAUUGGAUCAUUUCCUGCAGCACACCAGUGAUCUAGAUUGUAGUGACAUACGCUCCCUUUUUUGCUGGGUUUUGUGGGAUAUCAAAUGUUUUCUCAGGUACAAAAUACUGUAUAUUGUAUAACUGAAUGAGGGAGUGAUUCCAUUAGGGAAAAAAUAAAGACAACUGAGGACAAGCGGUUUGGAAAAUGGAUGGAUGGAUGGAUAUAGAUAACUGACAGAUUAACAAACACAAAACACUCAAAAAUAGGAAGCAAUAACUGAAAUCUGAUUAGGUUUGGCUGAUUUACUGACUGACUGAAGUGAGGCAAGGGAAGUCUGUAAGGUGCAUUUGAGGGGAUUAGUUCUGCAGUGCAUGACAAUUUCAAGAGACUUAACAUAAUUCAAACCUACUAGCCAAAUAUGAUAUGUAACAAUGUAUUACUAGCAGGAAAAAAUAUAUUUUAUUUUAUAUUUUACACCAUUGUAUACAUUAAAAUGGCAUUUAGCCAUUAUUAUCCUCAAAAGUCCUUACAUCUGUGGACAGCCCAGCCUUACCUUUGUUAACAGAACCUACCUCACAGUGCUCUUUCACAUGUAGCUCAUCUCGAAUGUGGCCAGAAUAAAUCUGCAUUGCAUGGAUUAUAGUCACAGAAAGUGCGACUUACUGUCCAUCCAUCCAUCCAUCCAUUUUCUGAGCCGCUUCUCCUCACUAGGGUCGCGGGCGUGGUGGAGCCUAUCCCAGCUAUCAUCAGGCAGGAGGCGGGGUACACCCUGAACUGGUUGCCAGCCAAUCGCAGGGCACAUACAAACAAACAACCAUUCGCACACACAUUCACACUUACGGGCAAUUUAGAGUUGUCAAUUAACCUACCAUCCAUGUUUUUGGGAUGUGGGAGGAAACCGGAAUGCCCGGAGAAACCCCACACAGGCACGGGGAGAACAUGCAAACUCCACACAGGCGGGGCCAGGGAUUGAACCCCGGUCCUCAGAACUGUGCGACAGACGCUCUAACCAGUCGUUCACCGUGCCGUACUACUUACUGUAUUUGUGUAAAAAUAUAUUGUGAAUGGAAUGCAAUUACCUCUGCCAAACAAUGUUAAUGUAUCAAAUAAUUUAUUAAAUGUUGGUACAAACCUGAAUAAAUAAAUAAUAAAUAAACUUCUGGUGUUAGUAUUGCUAGUCUGAAACUUGACUGCUGUCGGGUUGUCCUUGUGCAAGGCACUGCACCCCCUCAAAUCUCACCUCACGAUCUGUGCACCCAAUCACUCCAACAUAUAUACAGCAGAGUGUACUGCAAAUCGAAUUUCCCCUUGCAGGAGCACAAACAGCAUAGUAAAUUAAAUUAAAAUUACAUUUAGAAUAGAAGUGUGGUGAAAAGUGUGCUGGUCAGCAGUUUUUGAUUGGGCCGUUGUCACUGAAAUCCAACAUCUGUCGUACUUGAUUUUUUUUUUUCAAACUACCGGUAAUUAAUUUUCAGAUUCCACUGUCAUAAUUCAUAACAUCACUUUAGAGGAGGAAAUGAGCGGGUUAGACCGAGAUGUCGAUUCAACUCAAUCAGACACAUUUGAAUUAUUUUCCCCAUUUCAGCUUUGCCAUCUACUAUUCCAUCAUAUGAAUGGCUGCCUAUUUCGAAGUUGCUUUCUUUACGCUGUCAGUGGGACAACAGGUCAAAGGCAUCCGCACGCGUUUUUGUUUUUUCACAGUGUUAUGCGACAAGACCUCGGCUGGUGUGAUGUCAAUGAAACAGGAACACUCAGCACUCAUCUCAUAGAGUGAGUAACAUGAUGUCAAUUACACACUCGGGUCUACUUUGUAGACCAAUUCCUACACAUAACACCCCAUAAUAACUGCGAAAAAGCUCGGUUUGAAAUUUUAUCAAUUUUAUGUACACAAGUGUCACAGCUUUUGCUAAUUUCUUUGGUGGUCCACCUUUUCAGCAAUUAAAGCCUCGACACACUGUUGAAACCAGAUGUAAUCAGCAGACACGGCUGUUAUGCUGGUAGAAUAACCUUUGGAGAGGUGGGUAGAGUAGCCAAAUAUUGUACUCAAGUAAGAGUACUGUUAAUUUAGAAUAAUAUGACUCAAGUAAAGGUAAAAAGUAGUCAUCCAAAUAUUUACUUGAAUAAGAGUAAGAAGUACUCAAUGAAAAAACUACUCAAGUACAGAGUAACUUGUGAGUAACCUGAUUUAUUUAUUUAUUUUUUAAUCAGAGCAUGAACAUCAAAUAAAAUUUAAAAAAUAAUAAUAUAUGGGAGACGACACACACCUAUCACCAUUUCAAUUCUUAACUUACAUACAUUGGGCGCUACAGAAACAUUAUUUGCUUUAUUCACGUAAAUGACUUGAAGAAGCUGUUUGCUGAACAGACUUAUUGAUCGUGUGUGCGUGUGCAUGUACAACACCGUAGGGAUAGAGCUAAUUUUUCCAUAUCCACUGCCAAAACAGCAAUAGAAACAUUUGCAAUUUAUCGCAAGUUGUUUUCUCAAGUUAGAAGUGGGCUGAAAUGUCCAAGUUUGGGCAGUCACAAUUUAAGAGCUGCAUGAUAAAGCUGUUGUUUUUUUGGAGUGUAAAAUAAACAGUCGUGUGGCUGUUUUUUUUUAAUUUUAUUUUUA